Messenger RNA from Colletotrichum paranaense, 495 nucleotides. RefSeq lists its product as uncharacterized. The coding region runs from base 1 to 495 and encodes 164 amino acids. The transcript is spliced from 2 exons. The record is from RefSeq and is a predicted model, not a curated record. Lineage: Eukaryota; Fungi; Ascomycota; Sordariomycetes; Glomerellales; Glomerellaceae.
AUGAAUCGGAUAUCAAUGAUUCUGCUGCUACUAUGCGGCUUCGUCGCUCUCGUCAGCGCAAACUCACCAACAUUCUGCAAAUGCACCUGCUUCAAAAACAGCACCAUCGUAGCACUGGGCCCCCAAAAAGCAGACGGCGAACCACCAGGCAACGCACCUCCCUCUACCCGCGACACCUCCUCCUCCUCGCUCCUCAACAAGCGCGCCGCCUCCUCCUCCUGCUCGCAAUGCACAAAGGCCUUUUGCCUCAGCCGCGGCAUCGACUUCUGCAGCAAGGCUAAAGACGAAGACGUUCAGACCAUGUGCUUCCAGCGCGACAGCAACAAGGACCGCGUCAUUGUGUGGGGGUUCCUGCUAGGCACAUCGGGUUUGCUGGGGUGGGCUGUGUUUAAGAGGGCGAAUGAGCUGCGGGAGGGGAAGAGGGCGGCUGAUGCUGCUGCUGCUUCUGGGGGGAGGGGGGAUUAUAGUCAGCUUUCGCCUGCGAGGCCGAAUUGA